GACUCGAGGCGCGAUGUCGGUGCCGCUGCUCAAGAUCGGGGUUGUGCUGAGCACCAUGGCCAUGAUCACCAACUGGAUGUCCCAGACGCUGCCCUCGCUGGUGGGCCUCAACACCACCAAGCUCUCUGCGGCCAGCGGCGGGACGCUCGACCGCAGCACCGGCGUGUUGCCCACCAACCCUGAAGAGAGCUGGCAGGUGUACAGCUCUGCCCAGGACAGUGAGGGCAGGUGUAUCUGCACAGUGGUCGCCCCCCAGCAGACCAUGUGUUCACGGGAUGCCCGCACGAAACAGCUAAGGCAGCUACUGGAGAAGGUGCAAAACAUGUCUCAAUCCAUAGAGGUCCUGGACAGGCGGACUCAGAGGGACUUGCAGUAUGUGGAAAAAAUGGAGAACCAGAUGAAGGGACUGGAGUCCAAGUUCAAGCAGGUGGAGGAAAGCCAUAAGCAACACCUGGCCAGGCAGUUCAAGGCGAUAAAAGCGAAAAUGGAUGAACUUAGGCCUUUGAUCCCUGUGUUGGAAGAGUACAAGGCCGAUGCCAAAUUGGUAUUGCAAUUUAAGGAGGAGGUCCAGAAUCUGACGUCAGUGCUUAACGAGCUGCAAGAGGAAAUUGGCGCCUAUGACUACGAUGAACUUCAGAGCAGAGUGUCCAAUCUUGAAGAAAGGCUCCGUGCAUGCAUGCAAAAACUAGCCUGUGGCAAGCUGACGGGCAUCAGUGACCCCGUGACCGUCAAGACCUCUGGCUCAAGGUUCGGGUCCUGGAUGACAGACCCUCUGGCCCCAGAAGGUGAUAACAGGGUCUGGUACAUGGACGGCUAUCACAACAACCGCUUUGUCCGCGAGUACAAGUCCAUGACCGACUUCAUGACCACGGACAAUUUCACGUCCCACCGCCUCCCGCACCCCUGGUCCGGCACAGGGCAGGUGGUCUACAACGGCUCCAUCUACUUCAACAAGUUCCAAAGCCACAUCGUCAUCCGGUUCGACCUGAAGACGGAGACGAUCCUCAAGACGCGCAGCCUGGACUACGCUGGUUACAACAACAUGUACCACUACGCCUGGGGCGGCCACUCGGACAUCGACCUCAUGGUGGACGAGAACGGGCUGUGGGCUGUCUACGCCACCAACCAGAAUGCCGGCAACAUCGUGAUCAGCAAGCUGGACCCCGUGUCCCUGCAGGUGCUGCAGACUUGGAACACCAGCUACCCCAAGCGCAGCGCCGGCGAGGCCUUCAUCAUCUGUGGGACUCUCUACGUCACCAAUGGCUACUCGGGGGGCACCAAGGUCCACUACGCCUACCAGACCAACGCCUCGACCUACGAAUACAUCGACAUCCCCUUCCAGAACAAGUACUCGCACAUCUCCAUGCUGGACUACAACCCCAAGGACCGUGCCCUGUACGCUUGGAACAACGGCCACCAGAUCCUCUACAACGUCACCCUCUUCCAUGUCAUCCGGUCCGACGAGUUGUAGUUGUCUCUGCCCGGAAAGCCUGGGGGGCCGAGGCCUCCCCCACGCGGACAUUCCUGCGGAAGAGCUGCCAAAAUUACCGAACGAUACUAAUAAUACUAAUUUCAAAACAGCAGCUGCAGCGUGGGCUCCGGCACCGCGUGGUGGCGUCACCUCCGUGUGCUUCUGGUUCGAGCGAGAGGGCGACACACUUGGGAAGAGACCCCCCC
This is a messenger RNA of Odobenus rosmarus divergens (Pacific walrus), 1677 nucleotides long. RefSeq names its product olfactomedin 1 (gene OLFM1). Bases 14 to 1471 code for a protein of 485 amino acids. The record is from RefSeq and is a predicted model, not a curated record. NCBI's taxonomy places the organism in Eukaryota, Metazoa, Chordata, Mammalia, Carnivora, Odobenidae. The transcript is spliced from 6 exons. Gene Ontology annotation, biological process: signal transduction.